Molecule: messenger RNA, 939 nt
Organism: Eutrema salsugineum
Lineage: Eukaryota; Viridiplantae; Streptophyta; Magnoliopsida; Brassicales; Brassicaceae
Product: F-box protein At1g59680
Exons: 2
Coding region: 1-939 (312 amino acids)
Molecular function (GO): protein binding
Source: RefSeq, a predicted model, not a curated record
AUGACAACAAUCUCUGAUCUUUCAGGAGACUUGGUAGGGGAGAUACUCACUAGGGUUCCAUUACCAUCUCUAAGCGCAGUGCGAUCUACUUGUAAAUCGUGGAACGCUUUAUCCAAAACUCAGAUUUUUGGCAAAGCAGCAAGAAAGCAGUUUUUAGGGUUUAUGGUGAUGAACUUUAAAGUUUGUUCAAUGAGACUUGAUCUCCAAGGCUACUUCUUUGAUCUAUCUAUAAAGCCACUGCAUAUAUUUAACCAAGUCGAGAUAGCUGAAGUUUUUCACUGCUACGGCUUAUUGUUAUGCGUCACCAACGAGGAAAUUACUAGGCUCGUUGUAUGGAACCCCUAUUCUAGUGAAACAAGGUGGAUCCAACCAGUGAAGAGUUUCUGCAGAGAUGACAUGUUUACUUUUGGAUAUGACAACAACAACCGCAACCACAAAAUCUUGAGGUUGAAUGCAUAUAUCGCAGAAAUCUACGAUUCAGAGAAAUUUGGACCGCAUCUUGAUCUGCCGUCUGAGUCGUGCUCUCAUGUUUUAUCUUGUGUUAGAGAUGAGAAGCUCGCUUCGUUACUUGAGACAAGUGAGAAAUUGGAGUUUUGGAUUACGACUAAGAUUGAUACCAAUCUAGUAUCGUGGAACAAGUUCUUGUCAGUGGAUAAGAGACCGCUCACACGUUUCCUGGAUGGCUUUAUGACUCGGACUUUCUUGAUUGAUGAGGAGAAGAAAGUCGUUGUAGUUUCCGGUUUUCGUAGUACACGGACCAACACUUGUCCCUACCAGACAGCUCACAUCAUUGGAGAAAAUGGAUACUUCAAAUGUGUGAAUAUCGGAGAAGCUCGAAAAACUGACCAACUUGGAUAUUAUAAGUAUAACCCACUUGUGUUCUCCUCUUACGUUCCAAGUUUAGUUCAACUAAAAGGAGAGAACGAGGUUAUUAACUAG